Messenger RNA from Ostertagia ostertagi, 837 nucleotides. The record is from the annotation of a GenBank genome assembly. NCBI's taxonomy places the organism in Eukaryota, Metazoa, Nematoda, Chromadorea, Rhabditida, Trichostrongylidae.
AUGUCGGAGGAGGCAGCAUCCGCUCCACCGGUCAUUGCUGAAAAUGGGGAGAAAUCGGCUGAUGAUGAGACCAUCAAGAAAAUGUCGGAAGUGAAGAUCAGCGAAUCAUCUGAAUCCACGCAACAACCAGCGGAAUCAGAGCAGGAUGCAAGAAGUGAUAACGCCAGAGAAAAUGGUGAUGACGGUUUCCAUACACCAGAGGCGACCGAUGAAGGUGCAAAGGAAGCCGCGGAAGGUAGGUACUAUAUGCAUGAUUCUCGGGACGCAGAUGAAGAAGUAGAAGAAGACAAGAAGAUAAGCAGAGCAGAUGGAACUUGGAAGCAUGAUAGGUUUGAUGAGCGAUGGCAGCGUCCCAAAACAAAGAAGCAGAUUAUGACACGCUAUGGCUUCGAUAUUCGCGAAGGGGAGACUCAAGAAGAGGCCGAGCAGCGGAAACGUUCCGAGGAUGCCAAAAAGGAAGUAGCUAGGGAUGGAGAAUCAACUGGCGUGAAGAGGCGACUAAAGAGGGAAAUACGACCGAAGCCCAGACAACGAUCCGAAAGGAUCGGAGAAGCUGUGGCAAAACCUCGACCUCAAAAGCCGGUUGCGGUGAAGCCUGAAAGACAAUCUGUUGAGGAAAAGUCGUCUCAUGGAAAUAGUGAUGAAAGAGUGACAAGCGAGAGACGGGUAAAUGACGACGACGAUGAUGAUCUGCACGUGGGUCAGCGACGCCAAAUUCGUUCGGAGCAUCGACGUGAUCGAAACGAGCGUGUGGAUGUUCGUGUUGUUCGCAAUGUACGUGGCAGCCGUGGUGGCAUAGGCGCACAUCGAAUGGAUAGACAUCACGCGGGCGCAUGA